AUGGAGCCGAACACGUUACUCGUAUCAGUCUUGAAUGCCCGAGGGCUGUACCUGAAGGGCCAUGCGACGAUGGACGCGCUCGUGACGGUGACGAUGCACGGGAAGGGCAGCCUGCGAAGUCGUGCCGUCACCGAGCAUCUGCAGACGGAAGGCGACUGCCGAUGGGAUGAACAUAUGGAAUUCAAAAUCAGCGACCCGGCGGCCAACCUUAUCAUCUGCGCCCAACACAAGUCGCGCAUCGGCCGCAACGACGUGAUCGGGCGGGUCGAGAUCCCGUUGGACCAGGCGCGCGGGAUUCGCGGAGAGCAUUGGUAUCCGCUUCGAAAAAAGGCCAGCGAGGACAAAUACCGUGGCGAGGUGCAACUGCGCUUCGAGUUCCGCUUUGAAAAGUCUCAGCUCUCGGUCUCCAACCAGUCGCUGAACACGAUCGGGCAUAAAGAAUCUGUGAUGGACAAGAUCAAGGGCAAGAUAAAGCUCGGAAAGCUGCGCCACAAGAACGACCCGGAUGGGAUGAGCAUCGCCAGCGGUGUUUCCGGAAUUUCCGCUUUUUCGGCGGUGAGCAAGGUUAGCAAAAGCGGCACGCUCUCCAAGCUGUUUGGCAAGAAAAACAAGAGCAAGCACGACGACGACAGCACCAGCCAUACUUCGCUGGGGGAUGAGCGACGCUCCCCUAUGCCGGGCGCUUCUCAUCUCGAGCCCCCGGGCCAGUCAAACCCGCCAGCCGCUUUCCAGCGCUCCGGAAGUCGCCGGUGGCAGCAGAGCUCUUUUGGACGGCAGCCUGCCGCCACCACCAUCACCACGCCGACCCUCGGCUCUACGCCCCGUGUGCCGGCGCUUGAGCGCAAGGCCAGCGAGGACAGCCUGGGGCGCUCGUACCGGGAUCACCGCCUCUCCAACGGCUCCACCUACAAGGAGCUCGUAUUCGACGCGCCGCCCGUUUCGCCGCCCACCAUCGGCGUGUCUUCGAUGUCGACGGCGGAGCCCUUUGUGCCACCCAGUAGCCAUCAUCACCAUCCCCGACCGCCCUCUGUCGCCAGCUCGGGCAUCGGCUCCAACCACCGCAAUCAGAACGGCUCAGACGAUGCGCACGACAAUGGACGGGACAACGACCUGCUGGCCAGGAUAGACAAGCUGGAAAUGGAGAUUCGGGUCAAGGACUCUCGUAUGCGCGAUAUGGAAGAGUACAUGGAUGGUUUGCUGGCACGCGUGAUGGAACAUUGUCCAGAGCUGCUCUCCUCCACCAGCGCCAACCCGAUGGGCCUGAAAAGCAUGAAGAACAACCGACGCUUCUACUCGACGAUCGGCUUC
Mesorhabditis spiculigera is the source of this 1308-nucleotide messenger RNA. The record is from the annotation of a GenBank genome assembly. Lineage: Eukaryota; Metazoa; Nematoda; Chromadorea; Rhabditida; Rhabditidae.